Molecule: messenger RNA, 675 nt
Organism: Lathyrus sativus (Indian pea)
Lineage: Eukaryota; Viridiplantae; Streptophyta; Magnoliopsida; Fabales; Fabaceae
Source: the annotation of a GenBank genome assembly
AUGAGCGCGACGCAACUGUUUCACACGGCGCUGCUACCGUCGCUCCGACCUUGUUGCCGAUGUAAUAACAAAGCACAGGGGCUGAGACGCGGGUGGGUCCUGACAAGCACAAGCAGCACAAACACGAAGAAAUCCGUUGGCGGUUCAAGAAUAAUAAAGUGUAUGGCGAAUCCAAAGAGAGUUAAAAUGGUUGCUAAACAAAUUAGGAGAGAAAUUUCUCAGAUGCUUAUCACCGAUAAUGUCUUGCUGUAUGCUAUUCUUCCAGAAGCUGCCUUAGGUGCCGAUUCUUAUCUCUCGUCUGUCACCACCGUCACCGACGUGGAAAUCACCUCCGAUUUGCAGUUAGUUAAGGUGUAUAUAUCGGUUUUCGGGGAUGAAAGAGGGAAGCAAGUAGCCAUGGCGGGGUUGAAAUCAAAGGCUAAAUAUGUUCGAAGUCAGUUGGGGAAGCGGAUGAAGUUGCGGUUAACUCCCGAGAUACGCUUUAUAGAGGACGAUUCUAUGGAGAGAGGAAGCAGGGUCAUUGAUAUAUUAGAUCAAAUUAAGAAGGAGGAGAGUGAAAAAACUCAAAAUCCAUCAGAGAAGGAAGAUGAUGCUGAGCAGUCGAGUUCAUCAGCAAAUGAGGACGACGACGAUGACGAUGAUUGGGAUGACGAAGGUAUCAUUUAUGUGGAAUAG